Molecule: messenger RNA, 411 nt
Organism: Octopus bimaculoides (California two-spot octopus)
Lineage: Eukaryota; Metazoa; Mollusca; Cephalopoda; Octopoda; Octopodidae
Source: RefSeq, a predicted model, not a curated record
AUGAUUCUCGAGGAUCGCCGGAUUUCAGCUACAGCCAUAUCUGAGACUCUGGGGAUCUCUUGCGAAAGAGUUGGCCACAACAUCCACAACAUUCUGGACGUGAAAAAACUUUCCGCAAAAUGGGUGCCGAAAUACUUGAACGCAGAUCAGAAGCGCAUCAGAAUGACCAUAUUAAAGGCGAGUUUGGACCGGUUUGCAGCAGGAGAGGCUCGCUUAGUCAUUAUUUGGUUUCGUGAUCACGAUCCCCAAACCAAGCAGCAAUCAAUCGAGUGGCGCCACAACGAUUUACCGCGUCCCAAGAAAUUUUGGACCCAGAAGUCAGCUCAAAAGAUUCUAGUUUCAAUGUUCGAGGGCAAAAAUGAAGUACGUCUCAUAAAAUACCAGCCAAAGAGUCGCACCAUCAACAUAUAA